AGGAGAAAAAAAACAGUGAUUUUUGUUUUUACCAUUUCUCUCUAGUUUAUCAAAUUCCAGUCAAUUGAAGAAGAGAAAGGAGGUUGGUCAUCCAAUCUCUCUUUCUCCAACUCAAUACCAAGCAGAAGAUAGAAAAUGGAUGACACAGUUAAGGAGGAGCAUCACGUAACAUCCAUAUCAGAAGAUCAUGAAACAACCUGCUGGGGUUGUGGAUUGCGCCUUCUUCUUCCUUCUUAUACUCCUAUUUUCAAGUGCGGUUGGUGUGGGGCCAUAACCAACCAAAACCCACUGAAGCACAACAACAAGUACCUUCGAUGGAGGCAUAUACGAGACCGGUGCUUUAUUGCUAUCCUUCUCAUAUUCAUGCUCUUUGUGAUAUGUGGCGGUGUGUGGGCUGUCUACCCUGUGAUAUUAUCUGAGAGCUAUUUUCGUGGGAUUCUUCACUGUACCAUAACAAUGUUAUUGUCGAUCAGCACUAUUUCUAGUUUUAGUCUCGCAGCAUCUCGACCUCCAGGGCCACCGCCAAACGUACCAUGGGGUAGCUAUCCGGUUGUCGAGAAAGGUGGCCUUGAAAACUACAGCUUCUGUUCAUAUUGCUCAAAACCAAAGUCACCAAGAGCACAUCACUGUCGAUCAUGUGGAACGUGUGUGCUUGACAUGGAUCAUCAUUGCCCAUUUAUUGGGAAUUGUGUGGGUGCUGCAAAUCAUCAACCUUUUAUUUGCUUCCUGUUCGCUGCCGUACUCAGUACAAUGUACAUAUCCAUUAUGUCGAUUUCUGUGGGCUGUCAGCUGUGGCCGCCCCUAGAUCAUGAACCCAUUCGCCGUAUCACCACCGGCAGCAGUCAUUCUCCUUUCAUUAUCAUGAGAGAGAUUAUGUUUGCUUUCUUGAGCUCAGCAGUCUUAUUAUCUGCAAGAGGACUAGUUCUUGCUUAUCUGUUCGUUGCCAGUAUAUCAGUGGGGAUAGGGUUAACUAUACUAUUGUGGCAACAACUCAGUUACAUUUAUCAGGGGAAGACUUACUUAAGUCAUUUAAGUUCACGGGCAGAUGAGCCAGUUGGGGAGAGAGGAUGCCAGAAUAUUUUUCGGUUUUUCGGUUACCAAUAUUCCUUUUCUCGAUACUUGCCACGAUUUUCUAGAACUAAAAAGAUUCACAAGAAAUGAAAAAAUUGGCUUCAUGAACUGCAAACCUGUAAUUUUGUAUCAUAGUUGGAUGUUUAGUUCAAAGCAGGGAUGGGCCUAUGAAGGGGCUAACUGAGGCUCUAGCCCGUCCCUUGAUUUAACCCAAAUCAUUUUUGAUAGAGGGGAUUUGUAUUAUUACUUGUUACUCACUCCGUUCCAUUUUAGACGAGUGUUUAGGGUUAUUUUUUUGUUCCA
This is a messenger RNA of Papaver somniferum (opium poppy), 1374 nucleotides long. RefSeq names its product protein S-acyltransferase 11-like. The transcript is spliced from 4 exons. The record is from RefSeq and is a predicted model, not a curated record. Gene Ontology annotation, molecular function: palmitoyltransferase activity. Lineage: Eukaryota; Viridiplantae; Streptophyta; Magnoliopsida; Ranunculales; Papaveraceae. Bases 136 to 1161 code for a protein of 341 amino acids.